Molecule: messenger RNA, 1287 nt
Organism: Funneliformis caledonium
Lineage: Eukaryota; Fungi; Glomeromycota; Glomeromycetes; Glomerales; Glomeraceae
Source: the annotation of a GenBank genome assembly
AUGUCAAAAAACUUUUCAUUGUAUAUUGUAUCAUGGGUUUUAAUAAUUCAAUUAUCAGUUGGGGUUAACUGUCAAAUGCUUCAACGAUCACUUCAUACCACAACACUUGUUGAUAAUAAAUUAUAUAUUAUAGGCGGAGUACAUGAUUUAAAUGGAGGAGUUAUUGGAAACCAAUUUCUUUACCUUGAUGUGUCCGUUCCGUUUAAUACUGAUAAAUUGUCUUGGAAUGACAUAACAAGCACCAAUAUUGUCCCGGCACAUUCUGCUGCAGCAUCUGGCACAAGUAAUGGUGCAUUAAUUUUAUAUGGAGGAAACGUAUUUGCUGAAAAAACUAAGAUGGAUUUGAUAUAUAUGUUUAAUGCGUUAAAUAAUACAUGGAUGAAUGUUCCAAAAUUAAACGAUGAAAAACUUAGAAAGAGUGAUCUUAAAGGCAUCAGUGUAAAUGAUAGAAUUUACUUAUUUGGAGGAAUGUAUAAUAAAACUCUGACCAACAGUAUGGUCAUUUUUGAUCCGGUCAACCUUGGUUUCACAACAGGAAUUUUGAUCAAUGCGCCAGCUCCAAGAAUGCGUCAUGGAGCAACCUUGUUACCAAAUCGUCAAAUUGCUUAUUUUGGUGGCAUGGAUGAUUUUGGAGUGAAAUUCCCACUAAAUGAGAUCCACUUUUAUGAUACAAUGAGUGACUCUUGGUCUAAAAAGGAUGCUACGGGUAGAGUCCCUUCUGGAAGAGACGCCUUUUCAUCCGUACUUGGGUUGGAUGGAAAACGAUUAAUAAUUUUUGGAGGAUUUCAAAUGGCCCCCGCAGAUGCGCUUCACGUGUUAGAUUUAACGAACAUGCUAUGGACGGUUCCAAACAUUACUGGAAAACUUCCAAUGUCUCGAUACCAUCAUCAAGCAAAUGUGGUUGGAAGAUUCAUGGUUAUAUCAUUUGGAAAAGAUUAUGAUCAAACGAUUGAUAAUGAUGUGUUAUUACUUGAUAUUAGUAACAAUGAUAAUUAUGUGUGGACAAACUCUUUUGAUACGCAAUUACCCAAUCCAUUAUCACUUAAGGGCAAACCAUCAUCCACGACUAACAAAUCAAUUCUAAUUAGUGCAUCUGUUGUAUCUAUUAUAAUAUUUGGAUUUUUAGUAUUAACUGGAGUAUUUUUAUAUAAAUCGCAUAAAAAGAAACAGAAUCGCGCGAAAAUAUUACGAGUUCCUGGUUUAGAUACAAGCAAUAAAAAAGAAGAAAUAUUAGAAAUACCUGGAAAUGUAUUAAAUAAUAGAGAUUUCAUGUUUCAUGUCAUGUAA